GAUGGCAGUUGCCCAAAUACCCUUGCACCCUUCAGUCGGAUGAACCCACUUUGCAGGGGGGCAGCUUCCCGGAUUGCCACCAGAUGGACCCCCAUCGCAGGUUCCCUCUCGGUGUUUACAACACAUGAGCUCAUUAUCCUGUACCAACUAGGUGCGGCUCCCUGGCGCUUUUAUUGUAUCUGAGAUGAAUGAUAAAUAUCUCGCCUGUUCCCAUCUCGUGGUGAAAAUGGGUUUGUAUCAUCAACCAGCUUCAUACCUGGGCAGCUUCGCAUUAUUUUUCCACCGCGUCAUUCCCUCAUUUCUGUUCCUUCGCUCCAAGCUUGAUUUCGUGAUACCAGGAGACUUGACGUUUCCGGCUCCUAGAUUCGUCGUCCCCAAGUUUUCCGUCUCAUUCCCAUUGGCCCUGCUCCUCUUAUCGUUUCCCUCUUCACCCCCGCCGCAAUGUUCCCUCCUUCAUCUUCGAUCAUAUUCGCCGCCGGUCUUACGGGACUCGCGGUGGCGGCCCCCUCCAGUCCGUUCCACAAGAUGGGCAGCUUCUCCAUUCCUCAGGUCCGCAACGCCGGAUAUGUCAGACAUGGCCCCACGGCCCUGGCCAGGGCCUACAUGAAGUUUGGCGCUGCGAUGCCUGAUAGUCUGUUCCAGAUCCUGGCCGACUUUAAGAUCUCGAAGCGUGAUACGGGAAGUGCUGCUGCUACGCCUGAGCAGUACGACAUUCAAUAUCUUACGCCCGUCUCCCUCGGCACUCCCCCGCAAAUUCUGAACCUCGAUUUCGACUCCGGCUCCAGUGACCUUUGGGUCUUCAGCUCCGAGACCCCCGCAAGCCAGGUCAAGGGACAAGCUCAGUACAACCCGUCAAAGAGUAGCACCUCCAAGGAAGUGUCGGGCGCCACGUGGGACAUCUCGUACGGCGAUGGCAGCUCCUCGUCUGGCAAUGUCUACACCGAUGUCGUAAAUGUCGGCAAUGCCACCUUUGCCGGACAGGCCGUCGAGACUGCCCAGCAGGUGUCCUCUUCCUUUACGUCAGACACCAACAACGAUGGCCUCCUUGGACUGGCCUUCAGCACCAUCAACACUGUUCAACCCGAGCAGCAGAAGACCUUCUUUGACAACAUCCGCGACGACUUGGACAGCCCUGUGUGGACCGCCGAUCUGAAGCACAACGAGCCUGGCACUUAUAACUUCGGAUUCAUCGAUGACUCCCUCUACACGGGUAAAAUCGCUUACACAGACGUUGACUCCAGCGACGGAUUCUGGAUGAUCACCUUGGACAGCUACAGCGUCGGCAGCAGCACUAGUAACUUGAGUAGCCGCGCCUUCCACCACCGUCCUUCCACUUUCCCCUCCCCCUCAGACUCCGCCUCCACCCCCCUGACCGGCAUUGCCGACACUGGCACUACCUUGGCUCUCCUGCCCGACUCCGUAUGCACCGAAUACUACAGCCAGGUAUCCAGCGCCGCCAACUCCCAAACGGCGGGUGGCUACGUUUUUGACUGCGAUGCCACCCUUCCCGAUUUUACAUACACCGUCGGGUCUACCACCAUCACCAUCCCUGGCGAGUACAUCAACUAUGCUCCUGUUGACACCACCGGUGAGCAAUGCUUUGGAGGAAUUCAGUCUGACGCCGACAUUGGCUUCUCCAUCUUUGGCGACAUUGCGCUGAAGGCCGCGUUUGUCGUCUUCGAGGAUGAUGGUUCAAGCCCUCGUCUGGGCUUUGCUCAGAAGAGCUUGUAAUCGCCGCUACCAUACUCGGCAUGAAAGAGAGCCAAAGUGAUCGUUCCAUUCGCAAUAUUUGCGUGAGACAUUUAUUCUCAGCUUCUUAGUGUAUUAUAUACAAUUUUUUUGCAUCGCAUGGCAUUGCAUAUGGGGUACUGAUUAUUUCGAGCUAGAGAUACCAUUCAAUAUUGAAGUCAAUCCC
Molecule: messenger RNA, 1915 nt
Organism: Pseudomassariella vexata
Lineage: Eukaryota; Fungi; Ascomycota; Sordariomycetes; Amphisphaeriales; Pseudomassariaceae
Product: aspartic peptidase domain-containing protein
Exons: 2
Coding region: 442-1731 (429 amino acids)
Biological process (GO): proteolysis
Molecular function (GO): aspartic-type endopeptidase activity
Source: RefSeq, a predicted model, not a curated record